AGGUGAUUGACAUUUAAGUGAAGUGAAGUGUCGGAACAAUCUGAUUCAUUUAUUAUACACAAAUAAUGAUGCAUCGAAGUUAGAAUAAAAGAAGUUUCAUUUGUGGAAGUUAAUAUUUAUGUCAAUUGGACCAUUUUCGUUUCUGUGCCGACUCAUAAGCGAAUAAAGACCAACCGAAAAUCAUGACAUUACCAGAAUUUUACGGAUGUACAUUCCUGGCUUUCGGGCCGCCUUUAGCAAUGUUUAUUUUCACAAUUGCACACGAUCCAAUUCGAACGAUAAUAAUGAUAGCAGCCGCAUUUGUUUGGCUACUCUCUUUGUUGCUGUCCUCUUUGCUGUGGUUUGCAAUCGUACCACUACGGGACGCGACCGCUUUCGCGUUGGUCUUCUCAGUGCUAUUCCAGGAAGCUUUCCGGUUUCUCAUCUACAAAAUUCUACGUAAGUCGGAGAGAGGACUACAGGAAGUGGCGGACAGUCCGCAAAUAGUUGCCAACAAACACAUAUUAGCGUAUGUAUGCGGUCUAGGAUUUGGCAUAAUUAGUGGACUCUUUGCCCUAGCAAACAUCUUGGCCGAUGCGGCGGGACCUGCUACCGUUGGUCUAAAGAGUGGAACACCGGGCUUUCUAUUGGCAAGUGCUACGCAGACAUUGUUGAUGAUACUGUUGCACACGUUCUGGGGCGUAAUCUUUUUCGAUUCGAUCGAUAAUUCAAAUCGUGCGAACACUGCCUACGUUGUGGUUAGCCAUUUGUUUGUGUCGGCGAUAACGUUGUUGAACAAUAGUGGACAAUUGUAUGCGGUGACACUUGGAUUGAAUGGCGUCGUUACGUUAAUCACUGGCGUAUUUGCGUUUCGCGUUGUCGGCGGGUCGUUGUUAACGUUUAAACGAUUCGUAACGUGCAAGUAACGUUGGUAAUUUUUCAUCGCGUAACAAUUCCAUCGACAUUUCUAACAAUUAUCUUGAUAUUAAUAAAAUCGUAAUCUUAAUGAAGAAA
Messenger RNA from Bradysia coprophila, 993 nucleotides. It is a transcript of the gene aph-1, whose product is annotated as gamma-secretase subunit Aph-1. Lineage: Eukaryota; Metazoa; Arthropoda; Insecta; Diptera; Sciaridae. The record is from RefSeq and is a predicted model, not a curated record. Gene Ontology annotation, cellular component: membrane. Gene Ontology annotation, biological process: positive regulation of catalytic activity; protein processing.